ACACACAUUCGGUCGUCGCCCACCCUUCCUUCCUCCCGAAGCUAAACAUACACACACUCUCUCUCUCUUACUCAUCACUCGCUGUUCCAGCCUUUUCUUUUUAAACGUGACUCUGAGUGACUGAGAGAUGGAUUGAUUUCAUUAACUUUGUUGCUUUGAAGUUCGUUUGUUCGUCUGAAGCUAUCGUGAAAUGGCGAAGGCGACGAUCCAGUUGCACGGUUUCCCUCAUCUUGUGUCUGCCGAUGUAGUUAAACGAUUGUUGGAGCAACGAUUGGGUCAGGGAAGUGUAGUUGCUUUAGAGGUAAAGCCGUCGAAGAAAGGUGGAAGGGUUUACGCCAGAGUCCAGUUUACGAGCAGUGCGUAUGCUCAGAAGAUUAUCGAUAUGGCGAGCAGCGGCCUGUAUUACGGGAGUUCUUAUUUGCGAGCUUGGGAAUCGGACAUGGAUAUAGUGCAUCAUGUAAGGUUGCAUUUGUAUGAAAUGGAGAAUGUAACUUUGAAUUCUGGAUGUCAGGUAUCGAGCGACAAGUUCAUGGUGCUGUGGAAAGCCGAGAAUGUAUCUGUUAAAUUUGGAAUCGGGAUGAAGAAAAUGCACUUCUUUUUGUCGCAUGAUUCGGUCCAUUACAGGCUUCAGCUCUCCUACGAAAAUAUUUGGCAGAUUGUGCUUUAUCAUCAACUCGGUCUUACUUCAAGGUUUCUUCUAAUACAGUUGUACGGCGCGCCCCGGAUCUACAAGAAGGUCGGAGAAAACGAAUCUAUCUACAGCUUUUUUAAGGAGACGCCCGAUGAUCAAUGGAUCAGAACGACCGACUUCACUCCAUCAUCGUGCAUCGGGCAAUCCUCGGGACUCUGUCUUAAGCUUCCUUACAACGUGCAGCUUCCGAGGUUCAAAGACAAUUUCGUUUACUACAGCGAGAAAGAAACCACGUUCAGAUUGGAGAACGGUAUCCCGUUUUGUCGAAACUUGCCUCUCGUCCCGAUCGUACAACCUCCCCGGGGAUCCAAAUUGCCUUACAAAGUGCUGUUCAAGGUUUGCUAUUUGGUGCAGACUGGAUGCCUUCCCGGUCUCAAGCUCGACGGGCGAUUCUUCAGCCUCGUCAAUCCGCAGAGAUACGAUAUCAGAUUCGUCGAGCACGCUCUGGAUAAGCUUUAUUACAUGAAGGAAUGUUGUUACGAUCCCGUUUCGUGGCUUAUUCAGGAGUACGGGAAAUACAGCCGGGGGCAGGAGCAUCUGAAACCGUCGACUGUUAGGUUAGACAACGGGCUGGUGUACGUGCACCGGGUUCAAGUUACGCCGACGAGAGUUUAUUUCAUGGGUCCGGAGGUGAAUGUGUCGAACAGAGUUUUGCGCCACUUUAAUCAGUACAACGAUAAUUUCCUCCGCGUUUCAUUUGUGGACGAGGAGUGGGAGAAGAUGUACUCGACGGAUUUGUCGCCGAGGGUCGUUGAAGCCGGCGGGGUUAAAAGGACGAAGCUUUACGAAAGGGUGCUGUCUAUUCUCCGCGAAGGGAUUACGAUUGGGGACAAGAAGUUCGAUUUUCUUGCGUUUUCGUCGAGUCAGCUUCGCGAGAACUCUCUCUGGAUGUUCGCUUCGACGAAUGACGUCGAUGCGUAUGUUAUCCGGCAGUGGAUGGGCGACUUCCGUUCGAUACGAAACGUGGCUAAGUACGCAGCUCGACUCGGUCAGUCCUUCAGUUCGUCGACGGAAACCUUGACCGUUCCCGAUUACGAGGUCGAACGGAUUCCCGAUAUUGUGACGAAUCGGGGUAGGACCAAAUACGUCUUCUCCGACGGCAUCGGGAAGAUAUCCGCUGCAUUCGCGCGGCGGGUCGCGGCAAAAUGCGGGGUUAACGGCUCAGUUCCGUCGGCGUUUCAGAUCAGGUACGGCGGCUAUAAAGGGGUCGUGGCUGUCGAUCCUGAUUCGUCGGCGAAACUUUCUCUGAGGCCGAGCAUGCUGAAGUACGAAUCAGAUAAUACGAAACUAGACGUGUUGGCGUGGAGCAAAUACCAGCCGUGUUUCUUAAAUCGACAGAUUAUAACGCUGCUGUCGACGCUCGGAGUCCGGGAUAGCAUUUUUGAAAGGAAGCAACGGGAUGCGGUGGCCCAGCUCGACGAGAUUCUCGUCAAUCCGGUGAGAGCCGAGGAAGUGUUGGAUUUAAUGUCGCCGGGGGAAACCACGAAUAUUUUGAAGGAGUUGCUCAAGUGCGGCUACAAGCCGAACGUCGAGCCGUUCCUUUCGAUGAUGCUACAGACGUUCCGCGCGUCCAAGUUGCUGGAUUUGCGCAUGAAGGCGCGAGUGUUCGUCCCCGAAGCUCGACAGAUGAUGGGAUGUCUUGACGAAACCGGGAUCUUGAACUACGGGCAGGUGUUUGUGCAGUUUUCGGGGGCGAGGAGAAGUUUUGACGGUGCGUCGACCUACGGUUCGAGCGAGUGUCGAUACACGAUCGAAGGGGACGUUGUCGUCGCGAAGAACCCGUGCUUGCACCCGGGAGAUGUUCGUGUUUUAAAGGCGAUCGACGUUAAAGCGUUGCAUCAUAUGGUGGAUUGCAUCGUUUUCCCGAGUAAGGGACCGAGGCCUCAUCCUAACGAAUGUUCCGGGAGCGACUUGGAUGGCGACAUAUACUUCGUUUCUUGGGACUCCGACUUAAUCCCGCCGAAGCAAGUCCCGCCGAUGGACUACAACCCGGCCCCGAACACCGUGCUCGAUCACAAUGUGACGAUAGAGGAAGUCGAAGAAUACUUCACAAACUACAUAGUGAACGACACAUUAGGGAUCAUAGCAAAUGCUCAUACAGUCUUUGCUGAUAGAGAGGUAUCCAUGGCGGAGAGCAAGCCAUGCCUAGAACUUGCGAGAUUAUUCUCGGUAGCUGUCGACUUUCCGAAAACCGGAGUCCCGGCAGAAAUCCCGCCGCACCUACGUGUCAAAGACUACCCGGACUUCAUGGAAAAGCUCGACAAGUCGACGUACGAUUCGACGCGCGUGAUCGGGAAGCUAUUCCGGGCGGUGAAAGACAUCCCGCCGCACGCGCUCCGGUCCUUCACGAAGGAAGUGGCGAGGAGAUCGUACGAUCCCGACAUGGAAGUCGACGGGUUCGAGGAGUAUAUCGACGAGGCGUUCGAGUGGAAGGAGGAGUACGACUACAAGCUCGGAAACUUCAUGGAGUACUACGGGAUAAAGACAGAGGCGGAAAUUCUGAGCGGGAGCGUGAUGAAAAUGUCAAAGAGUUUCGACCGGAGGCGGGACGCGGAGGCGGUUGCGGUGGCGGUGAGGUCAUUGAGGAGCGAGGCUCGGACAUGGUUUAAGAGAGCGAGUGACGAUGAAGACGAGGACGGGAUUAACGCUAGGGCCUCGGCGUGGUACUAUGUUACGUACCAUCCCGAUUAUUGGGGCCUUUAUAACGUGGGACUUAAGAGGGAUCACUAUAUUAGCUUCCCGUGGUGUGUUUACGACAAGCUUGUUCGGAUCAAGAAGAGCAAACAGAGACGGGAGGCCUCCGUUGCGCAACUUUACCGGCAUUUUAGGGGCGGCCUCAGUGUGGGCUGAGGUCGUCGGGUCGGAUCGGGUAUGAUUAAGUUCGAUUCGAAUUAUUUGGAAACUUCUUGAAUGUGUGUAUAAUAUAUAUAUAUAUAUAUAUGUGUGUGGUUGUGUGUAGCUUUUAACGUCUCGAUUCGACUGUGUGGAGAUAUUGAAGUGUUUUAUUGGAUCGAGUUUGGCGAGUGGAACUAAUGCAUUCGAAUUUCCUACGUUCUGCUGCCGAGUAUGUCGAAGUUCUUUUCAUUUCAAAUGCUACUUUUGUCCGGCCUCUCGUUUACUUUCGUCAG
This is a messenger RNA of Andrographis paniculata, 3819 nucleotides long. RefSeq names its product probable RNA-dependent RNA polymerase 1. The coding region runs from base 191 to 3541 and encodes 1116 amino acids. NCBI's taxonomy places the organism in Eukaryota, Viridiplantae, Streptophyta, Magnoliopsida, Lamiales, Acanthaceae. The transcript has 5 exons. Gene Ontology annotation, cellular component: nuclear RNA-directed RNA polymerase complex. The record is from RefSeq and is a predicted model, not a curated record. Gene Ontology annotation, molecular function: RNA-directed RNA polymerase activity. Gene Ontology annotation, biological process: siRNA processing.